AUGACUUCACACGACUGUGGAACGCCAACGCCGUCUUUUCAGAUCAUUUCUUCCCUUCGAUACGACCCGGAGCUUCCUCGAGUCACCGGUAGCUUGCCGACCGAUGAAUAUUUUCCUGUCCCGAGGCAUUCACCGUACUACCUCCUCUCCUAUCACCGAGACCGACUGAUCAACGCUGCAAAACAUUUUCAAUGGGACGAGGCGCUUGAGUCUCUACAAAAGGAUUUAUCAGUCUUUGAGGACUUCCUCAAUUCUGCUAUUGAAAAUAAGGUGAAAUCCUGGCGGUUGAGGAUUCUUGUGGACCGUCAUGGAAAGGGCUUGGUCGAGGUGAAUCCCGUGGGCGCGAUGGAUUGCUGGAACCUUUUAGUCCCGCCUUUACACAAGAGCGUGCCAGAUGUGAUUUGGAACGUAUACGUCGACUCGCAAGCUACAAUUCCGUCUGGAUUUACCACACACAAGACCACCGCUCGAGACGAUUACUCUGCCGCUCGUGCACGAGCUGGGAUCACAUCUCCAGCAGAUACAUCAGAAGUCCUCCUCGUCAACCCUGACGGUCAAAUUAUGGAAGGAAGUAUCACGACGCCGUAUUUCCGACGUCGAGUCCUGCCCGAGAGCCAUGAUACGAGCCAGCCCACAUGGGUCACUCCGCCGUUGAAGUGUGGUGGAAAUGCAGGCACGAGUAGAAGAUAUGCUCUUGAGCAGAGCUUCUGUGUGGAGCAGCUUAUUAUGAGCGCAGAACUAGUAGACGGCGAGGAUUGUUGGCUCAGCAAUGGAGUACGGGGUUUCGUCAAGGGUGUGGUGAUCUUGACUUGA
Messenger RNA from Penicillium diatomitis, 813 nucleotides. RefSeq lists its product as uncharacterized. Bases 1 to 813 code for a protein of 270 amino acids. The transcript has a single exon. The record is from RefSeq and is a predicted model, not a curated record. Lineage: Eukaryota; Fungi; Ascomycota; Eurotiomycetes; Eurotiales; Aspergillaceae. Gene Ontology annotation, molecular function: catalytic activity.